Tilletiopsis washingtonensis is the source of this 997-nucleotide messenger RNA. Its product is annotated as DUF1753-domain-containing protein. The record is from RefSeq and is a predicted model, not a curated record. NCBI's taxonomy places the organism in Eukaryota, Fungi, Basidiomycota, Exobasidiomycetes, Entylomatales. The transcript has a single exon. Gene Ontology annotation, biological process: inositol phosphoceramide metabolic process. Gene Ontology annotation, molecular function: inositol phosphoceramide synthase regulator activity. Gene Ontology annotation, cellular component: Golgi membrane; inositol phosphoceramide synthase complex. Bases 11 to 715 code for a protein of 234 amino acids.
CUCGCCAGCCAUGACGCGGCUCUGGUUCCGGCCUCCCGCCGUGCAGCUCUACAUCUCCUCCUUUCUCGGGCUGCUCGAUCUCAAGACGGGCGCGCUCAUCAUCUCGCUCUUUGCGCUGUUCAACAAGACGGCCGGCGUCUUUGGCCUGCUCGCCGUCUUCCAGGGCGGCUCAGUGGCGCAGAUUUCCCUCUAUCUCUACUCCUGCGCCUCCAUCCUCCUCUUCCUCUGGGCGCUGCGCGGCAUCGCAGACGAAGACGCCGCGCGCACCAUGCGCUACGCACACGCCUUUCUCGCAGACCACAUGCUCUCCUCGGCAUGGACGCUGCUCUUCGGCAUCGGCUGGUUUGUGUACACGCCGCACGACGGCGGGCGCCCGCAGCUGGCGCCGCACCAGGCGGGCCUCAUGGCGCUUAUUGAGGGCAUCGAGAAGAGCUACGAGGUGCCGGGCAGCAUCAAGCACCACGUGCCCCUCGAGGGCGAGGCAAGGAGAAAGGCGGCGCAGCAGGUCUGGAGCGACGAGAGGGGCUUCAGUGCCGCCGUGCUCGCAGGCGGCUUCAUGCUCAAGGUGAGUUCGACGCGGCAAACGACAAGAGGCGGGCCAAAGGAGAGAGACCGAGGAAGCGAGGCAGCGAGAAAGCGAGAAGCGGGAGGAGCUGCUAGGAGGCCAUGUCCCUGUGGCAGUCACGCACGUCGCAGGCCGAGGGCAGUGAGCUGAGGGGCACUCGGCCAGCGCUGGAUGAGGCAAGCAGAGAGAGAGAGAGGCGUUCUGGAGUGAAUAGGGCAGAGGGUUCUUCGUUUCUCGUGUGGAGAGACGGCGCGGGCGCUGUUCACGCACCCGAGCGUGUGCGACGUUUUGCCCCCCCCAUGCGUCAGCUGACGGGCCUGCCCAUUCCUCUCUCUCUCUCUCUCUCUUUGUCCCCUAGCUCUACUUCGCCCUCAUCCUCUAUUCCUUCGCGCUCCAUCUGCGGCACGGCACCUACCGCGCCCUGCCUCUGAC